AUGUACUGCCUCAAAAUCCUGACAGAUGUAGAAAAACAAGGAUAUCUGUUUUAUCCUGGGCCUGAGCUCAAAGUGACAGAGCUCAGAGUGGAGGUUCCUGCAGAGAUCAUUGAGGGAGCAUCAGCUGUUUUAUUUUGUAGGACCACCUGUGACCUCUCAGGUCUGACCUUCAGAUGGUUUAAGGAGAAUCAAAGCUCAGCUGUUGGAUCUAGACAGAGUUUCAUCAUCUCCAGCUUCAACUCCAGUCACAGCGGACGCUACUCUUGUGAGGCUCAGAAUCAACACGGAUCUCAGAGAUCAGACUCUGUUUCAGUCGCUGUUGAAGAAAGCCGCUCAGCUCUGAUCUGGGUCGUGGGGGGGAUCUCUGCAGCUGUUGUCCUGAUGUCUGUGAUUCUGAUGGUCUUCAUCGGGCUCUUGAUCAGAAGGAAACGAGCGACUCCAUCAGAAGAGCAAAACCCCAGAGGAUCAGCACACAGUAAGACGCCGGGGGCUCCUGAGGACACCUACAUGACCCUUGACCCCAAGUCCAGAUGUUCUGAAUACGACACACUGGAUAAUAUGAAGAGAUCCUGUGAAAACACAGACGACCCUGAAGCUCAGGAGGCUGCGUAUGAAGACAUUGUUUAA
Messenger RNA from Carassius carassius (crucian carp), 627 nucleotides. RefSeq names its product CXADR-like membrane protein. NCBI's taxonomy places the organism in Eukaryota, Metazoa, Chordata, Actinopteri, Cypriniformes, Cyprinidae. The record is from RefSeq and is a predicted model, not a curated record. The transcript is spliced from 6 exons. Bases 1 to 627 code for a protein of 208 amino acids.